Messenger RNA from Ogataea haglerorum, 213 nucleotides. RefSeq lists its product as uncharacterized. Bases 1 to 213 code for a protein of 70 amino acids. The record is from RefSeq and is a predicted model, not a curated record. The transcript has a single exon. Lineage: Eukaryota; Fungi; Ascomycota; Pichiomycetes; Pichiales; Pichiaceae.
AUGGCUCAGCUACCGAAAUCAAAAGUGUCAGUUUUGGGUACACGGCCAAGGUGCGAAAGCUUCAUUAUUUCCGCUGCUUUUCUUGAAAAAGAGGUCAAUCAGGAGUUUGACCAUAGACAGCCCAGAAUUACCCAAGUUCUCCGUAAAAUAGUUGCAAUUUGGCCUUAUGAUCACAAUUUUUGGGAGUCUCAUGACAACCUUUCAUCUGGCUAA